This is a messenger RNA of Penicillium cinerascens, 963 nucleotides long. RefSeq names its product SGNH/GDSL hydrolase family protein. NCBI's taxonomy places the organism in Eukaryota, Fungi, Ascomycota, Eurotiomycetes, Eurotiales, Aspergillaceae. The record is from RefSeq and is a predicted model, not a curated record. The transcript has 3 exons. The coding region runs from base 1 to 963 and encodes 320 amino acids. Gene Ontology annotation, molecular function: phosphatidylcholine lysophospholipase A1 activity.
AUGGGUCGUUCGCCCAUUCACCGGGCCGUCCUGGCUGCUCUAUGGCUUACGCUCUUGUCGCUUGCAGCAGCGAUCGCACUUCCUAAACCAGAUUCCCAAUCGGAAGUGCCAUUCGAGAAUGAGGUCUCCACACUUCAGGCUCGAGCCGACAAGUUUCUCUUGAGAAUCAUGCCUCUUGGCGCAUCGAUCACGAUGGGAUACAAAUCCACCGACGGUAAUGGCUAUCGAGAACAUAUCCGCCAGCAGCUCCGCUACGAGGGCUGGCAGGUUGACAUGGUCGGAAGCAAGAGAAACGGCACCAUGCACAACAACCAUCACGAAGGCCAUAUCGGCUUCAGAGUCGACCAACUUAUGGAUGUCGUUGAUCAAACCAUCCCAAAGCAACCAAACCUAAUCCUCAUCAACGCCGGCACCAAUGACGCCACACAAAAACACUCAAUCUCCUCCGUGGGCACGCGGAUGAAUAGCCUCAUAAGUAAACUAAUCGACCAGAUCGAAGGCACAACAAUAAUCCUCUCGACACUCCUUCCUAACGGACUCGAACCGGAACUCGUAAAAGAAAUCAACAAACAAUACCGCACCCUUGCAGCAUUCUGGCGCGCGAAGAACGGCCGUGUCGUUCUCGCCGAGAUGAGCAAUCUCAUCAAAGAAGACCAGUUGGUCGAUGGUACCCAUCCGGAUGAUUACGGGUACAAGGAGAUGGCGUCGGUUUGGUGGGCGGCUAUUCAGGUUGCGCAGGCCGAGGGGAUGCUUCAGCAGGCGAGUGAUACGAGCGUGAAUGGGACUAUCAGUGACGCUUUCGAGAAGAGUCUUGAUGAUAGUACGGAUAAUCCGGAUCUGCCGGCUUAUGCGGCGACGCCGCAGCCGGUGCUUAACGGUGGGGUUUCUAAUGUGGGCUUGGGGAUGGGGUGGAUCCUGGGCUUGCAGGUCUUAGGCAGUGCUUUGAUGAUGGGAUGUUUAUGA